CACUGUACGUAUAAUCGCACUACCUUCACCUCUCUCCUCCCCAUUUCAACCCCCACGAUCUUCUUCCUACUCAAAAUUGAAAUACAACUCCAUGUUCAAUGUUCAUUCCGCAGCCAGCGCUAGUCCCCAAAGCUCCAUAGCCUAUCCUUUCCUCCACUUCCAAAAUCAGAUACAGCAAAAACAAGUUCUUAGUUUCUCCUUGUAUCUCUCUCCCCACCUUAUCAUUUAAAACAGCCAUAAAUAAAGAUGAGGCCUAAAUCCCAUCCAUUCGCCAACCUUAAGUUCCUGCUUCUUGGUGUAUUUAUUGCUUUCUUCCUCUUUUUUCUGCUAAGAUCAUGUUUCCCAACUUCCAACCAAAGCGAGUCCCUCAUUUCAUCAAAUUUCAUAACUAAUGCUUCAGGUCGUGUAACCAAAGAUGCAAAGGCAACAGAGUGCUCAACUUGCACCAAGAUCCCACCCACCCUAGCCCAAGUACUCAUUCACUACUCAACCUCAACCAUCACCCCGCAACAAACAUUCAAAGAGAUCUCAGUGACAGCAAGAAUUUUAGAAAAGAAAUCACCAUGCAAUUUCUUAGUCUUUGGCCUAGGCCAUGAUAGCCUAAUGUGGGCAGAACUCAACUAUGGUGGCCGUACAAUUUUCAUCGAGGAAGACGAGGCAUGGAUUCAGCAAAUCAAACGCCGGUUUCCCACUCUGGAGUCGUAUCAUCUGACAUACGAUAGCAAGGUGAAGCAUGCGAAUCAACUCAUCGAUGUUGGCAAGGGACCUGAGUGCACAGCACUUGGGGAUCCAAGAUACUCAAUCUGUCAACUCGCCCUGAAAGGUUUGCCUACUGAAGUUUAUGAAACAAAAUGGGAUCUGAUUAUGGUUGAUGCACCCACAGGUUAUUAUGACGAGGCUCCGGGAAGGAUGACUGCUAUAUAUACAGCCGGGAUGAUGGCAAGGAAUAGGGUGGAUGGAGAUCAAACUGAUGUGUUUGUGCAUGAUGUGAAUAGGGAGGUGGAGGAUAAGUUCUCCAAGGCAUUUCUCUGCGAUGGGUACAUGAGGAAACAAGUAGGCAGGUUAAGGCACUUCUCCAUUCCCAGCCACAGAGAUGGCUUGGACAGGCCGUUUUGCCCAGAAUAAUCCUAGCCCCGUGUGUUAUUUACAUAUGCCAUAUUGUUGGUCCCAUUUCCGGACAUUUGAGUAUCCUUUUUUGGCGGAUCGAAUAUGUUUCAAGCACAAAUUGGAAGAUCAGGCGGGUUUUCUAUGCAAUCGGGUCAAACUAUGGAAAACCUUUCGGAUAUAUACACUUCUAUUCUCUCUCGUUUUUUUGGGUCCUGAUCGUGUCCACUUUCAUCAUUUUAUUAAAAUUUGUGAAGCCACAAUAAGAGAAGCUGAUGGGUGUACAUUCUCAAGUGGCAUGCACCAAAAUCUGGUUUCUAGCAUAUAUAGAAAAUCCACUAGCUUUCCGACUUCAAU
Juglans regia (Persian walnut) is the source of this 1461-nucleotide messenger RNA. RefSeq names its product glucuronoxylan 4-O-methyltransferase 1-like. The transcript has a single exon. NCBI's taxonomy places the organism in Eukaryota, Viridiplantae, Streptophyta, Magnoliopsida, Fagales, Juglandaceae. The coding region runs from base 247 to 1125 and encodes 292 amino acids. Gene Ontology annotation, biological process: xylan biosynthetic process. The record is from RefSeq and is a predicted model, not a curated record.